UUCUAUUAACUCGAAUAUGGUGAAAUGGUUGAAAAUGUAUGAAUUGUAAAAUUUCAAGUUGUGUUUUCUGAGGAUGUAGUGAACCGUUUUUGGUGAUCUACAGCUCGUUGAACUCGUAUUGAAGACUCUUUUCGUUUGAAUAUACUUUUUUCUUUUGAUCCGGGUCAGUAUGGAAAAGUUAAAAUGUUCGCCUAUAUAAGGUUCCUCAGUCCUCCAGUUGGUUCGCCCUUUUUUAGGGAAGGAGUACUAGCGUCACGAACUCCGCUAACGCUCCGUUCAUGAUUAGAAGAAGUUUUUGUGUCAGGGACUAUUCUUAAAUUCCCAAAUUUUCCUAACGUUUUUGGGAAAAUUAAGAAAAGCGUAGGAAAAUUUUUUAGUUUUACAAAAAUAUUUACUUUUUGUAGCCACUGACGAUGAUUCUUGAGCAAUGCCGAACCACUAUCUAAAUAAAAUCAAGGCUGUAUACAGCUUUGAAUAAAAUGAGGUAGCAUUUUUUAUGAAGAUAAACACGAAAAUUAAUUUUUUUCUGUCUGACUCUGAGUCCAACCACAAAAGAUAGCGUUGUAAUCGCGGUUAUCACAAUGUAAGUGGUUUCUCAAUUAACAUAUGACAUUCAUGACGUCUAGCCUGGUGCGGCAUGAUGUAUAAAGAGAUUGACGCACCACAUUUCUCGUUUGUUCUAAAUUAAAAACCGACGAUGGAUUUCGAAUUUUGGGAGAGAUGUCCAAAAUGUGGCAACCAAUUGGUUAAUGAGGCUAAUUUGUGGAAGCUAAGAGGAAUUAUCGGAGGGUGUGCAAUUGGUGGUGCAGCUUUGGGAGCUAUAACUUUACCAUUAUUAGGAUUUGGUGCAGGAGGCGUGGCAGCAGGAUCAGCUGCUGCUGCAUGGCAGUCUUCAAUUGGGUCUGUGGCGGCCGGUUCAUUGUUCGCCAUACUUCAAUCUUUAGGUGCAACCGGUAUUGGUAUACUUCUCUUCGGAAGCGUUGGAGCAGGUUUGGGCUUAUUGUCAUCGUCUGCUGCUGCUAUUGGAUGGUGUACAUGUGAUACAGACACAAAAGCAGAGCCACUGAACAAUUCCUUGGGGGGAAAUGAAAAAGAAAAUAUUGUAAAGGAAAAGGAGGAUAGUAUCAUUGGAGGAAUCAAAGCUGCAAAUAAUGACGCUGACGACAAGAUAGUUUGAGGAAAUCUAUUAGAUAUAUAACAGAACGUUCUGUGCGUUUUUGCGUGUUACACAGAUAAAUAUUCAUUAAAAAAAAUUUAGCUGAAAAUCAGAAUUUAAUCUUGUUUUGGCUUAGUCUGGGUUUCUAGUUUUCGAUUACGAUCAUAUUUUUUUCAGAAUUUAUUUUUAUCCGAUUGUUGACUGUGACGACAGUUUCAUAGUAGAAAAGCUGGUACAAAAAGCAAACAGUCGUUUUAAUUUCUUUC
Molecule: messenger RNA, 1422 nt
Organism: Bradysia coprophila
Lineage: Eukaryota; Metazoa; Arthropoda; Insecta; Diptera; Sciaridae
Cellular component (GO): membrane
Source: RefSeq, a predicted model, not a curated record